This is a messenger RNA of Saprolegnia parasitica CBS 223.65, 1465 nucleotides long. RefSeq names its product CAMK protein kinase. Gene Ontology annotation, molecular function: ATP binding; protein kinase activity. The record is from RefSeq and is a predicted model, not a curated record. Gene Ontology annotation, biological process: protein phosphorylation. The transcript has a single exon. The coding region runs from base 8 to 1465 and encodes 485 amino acids. Lineage: Eukaryota; Oomycota; Saprolegniomycetes; Saprolegniales; Saprolegniaceae.
CGCCCACAUGCGUGUCCUCCUCGACCAGUACGAAGUCAAGCACACGCUCGGGAGCGGCCUCCAGGGCAAGGUCAAGCUCGGCGUCGACAUCAAGACGGGCGAGGCCGUCGCGCUCAAGCUCAUCAAGGCCGAGUCGCUGAGCAACAAGGCAUGCCACAACCUCUUCCGCGAGAUCGAGGCCAUGAAGCGCGUGCAGCACCCGAACGUGCUGCGCCUCCUCGCCGUAAAGAAGGACGUCGAGUACCCGAAGAAGAAGGGCGGCAGCCAGAAGGUUGUGCUCGUCGUGCUCGAGCUCGCGUCGGGCGGCGAGCUCUUUGACUUUAUGAUGUACACGGGCAGCUUCUCGGAAGAGAUUGCACGCACGUACUUUCGCCAGCUCGUCGCCGGUCUGCACGCGUGCCACAGCAACAACGUCUUCCAUCGCGACAUCAAGCCCGAGAACCUCCUCAUGGACCACAGCUAUCUGUUGCGCAUUGCCGACUUUGGCCUCUCGGCGCUCGGCGACCAAUCCAGUGAGCUCCUGACGCAAUGCGGGACGCGCUCGUACAUGAGCCCCGAAGUGCUCUCGGGCAACCCGUACGAAGGCGCGCCCGCGGACGUGUGGAGCGCCGGCGUUGUCCUCUUCAUUCUCCUCGCCGGGUUCCCGCCGUUCCAGAUUGCGACGCGCCAAGAUUGGUGGUUCCGCGCCUGCGCCAUGAAGCAGUACCAGGCGUUCUGGGCCGCCCACGCGCGCACGGCCGUCUUCUCGCCCAUGGCCAUGGACCUCCUCACGCGCAUCUUUGACACGUCGGCCGCGACGCGCAUCACGCUGCCCGAGAUCUGGGCGCACCCGUGGAUGCACGAGCCCGUCUUGCCGGACGACGAGCUCACGCUCGAGAUGAAGACGCGCACCGAGAAGGUGCAGGCCGAGAAGAUGCGCCUCCAAAAGCAAAAGGAAGCGGCCGCGCCGACCUCGGGGACCUUCAACCCGUUUGACCGCAGCGUGCACCGGUCGUUUGCACCGGCGCCGCCGACGCUCUUCUUGCCGACGAUCGAAGCGUCCGGCGUCACGGCCUACACGACGCUGCGCUGCGUCGCGCCGUCCUCGGACGACCUCCUCCGGCGGUUCCGCGCCGCGUGCGAGAAGACGUCGGCGUUCGUCCCUGCGACGUGGAAGGCGGGCGAGGCCAAGGCCAAGUUCCAGUGCACAACCGACGCCGGGGACCGUGUCGAGGCCGCGCUCGUGCUGCACCCGACGGACGACGCGAGCGUGUGGAUGGCCGAGCUGCGCCGCCGCGCCGGCGACGUCUUUGCGUUCCGGGACGUCUUCCAGACGCUCUGCGCUGGCCUCGAUGACAUUGUGUGCGAUGCAACCAAGACGGUUGCAACCAAGCCGCUGCCGGCGCCCUUUGCGCUCUCGGCGGGCGACGACGACGACGACGACGACGGCGAAGAACUCAUUUCGGACGAAGCCAUCAUGAUCUAA